CUUUCCUCCGGUUCCAAUGCCCACGGUCAGCUCUCUAAUGGAUCGCUUGACGAUGCGCACUCUUUCGUAGCCUGCGGUUUCACGGGCACUAAUGGUCUCCCCGCAAGCGCAAGCGUCCUCGACCUCGCCUUUGGCGCGAAUCACACACUAGCACUGCUCAGAUUCGGCGACGACGCUGAGGCGCACACCGAGCUUUGGGGGUGCGGAGAUGGGCGCGCUGGGCAGCUUGGGACUGUGGUUGAAGAUGCCAGUAUUACGUCCUUCAGGCCGCUGGCGAUCGAAUCGUCGGGGCGUCGCCCCCGUCUCAUCGCGGCGUGCUGGGAGACCUCUUACGUCGUGAUGUCUUCGUCAGGGCAGUCUGACGUGCUCAUUUCCAUGGGUGCGAACGACUUUGGUGAUCUCGGAAUCGGAGUGAAAAAUGGACCUGGCCAACGGCCCUCGCGUGAUCCUCACGUCGUCCCAUUCGGAUGCGUUCCUAGCGAAAUGCAGCAUGUAGACUGGAUAUCGACGGGGCCCCACCACGUCGUCGUGAAACUGCGCACUGCGGAUGAUGCCAGUGUCCUCGUCGGAUGGGGUGCGUCAAGACACGGCCAGCUUGGUCCGCAUGCCGAAUCCCCCUUCGCCACUUCACCCUCGAUCAUCCCCUCCCCCGCGAUCUCCCAAGCGGCGCUGGGCAACCAGCAUACACUGCUCGUCGACGAUCUCGGGCGCGUCUCCGGGCUAGGGUCGAACCGGAAACAGCAGCUCGAGAUCGGAGCGGGGUGCCAUGGCGUCGAUCCCGUCGCUCAUUGCACAUGGAACGGUUCGUACGUGGAAGCGGGCGAGCCUGGGAACCGGACCGUCCUUUCUGUGGGGAGCAAUCUGCACGGCCAACUGGGGAGACCGCCAGAUGGACCGCUGGGCGCUGUCCGAUUUCCCUUCGAGCGCGAUGGCCGUCGACUCCUCCAGGUCGCGGCUGGCAGCGAGCAUGUCCUGGCCCUGUUCCGUGGAGAGUGCACGGAGGUCUGGGGAUGGGGAUGGAACGAGCACGGGAAUCUUGGCAUCGGGACUACCCAGGACGCUCACAUUCCUACCCUGGUAUGGGCUGGCCCUGCAAGCACGGAUGUGAGGGUAUGGGCUGGACUGGGAACCAGUUGGAUAUUGGUUCGCUAAUUGGUGCUCUUUCUCCGUACUGAGAUACAGCAUCACAUACACAUCGGAGAAAGAUAAUAUCAGUACACGUAAGUAUCUGGGCAGGACGUUUCAUGUGUUGCGGCGGAACGGCAGGCGGGAAGCACUGUGGCUCCUUUUGGUGGUUUCGAGAGGAUCCGUGUGGCUCCGCUCGCUGGGCCGACCUGCUCUGCUGCUUGGGCGGGCCAGCUUCAUCAUCAUCCGCUUGAUGAGCGAGGGCUCCUUCGUCGGACUCUGUGGCUGCUGGGAGGCAUACAUCUGCAUCACCUCAGGCGAACGAUGCAUUGGUGGGGGAUAGGCCGACGUCGGCGAGGCGGCGACCUGUCCACCAGGGUGGUAAAUAUAUCCUUUCGGGACGCGCUCUCUGCCUUGGGCGGUCUGACCGAAGGAGUGGCUGCGCUGGUGCGUCUGGAGGGGAAUCGGGGCUUGGACUUGGGCAGAAUAAGAGCGAUGAUGUUGAGGGGGUGGCAUCGCCAGAUGCGGCGGAGGUCGAUGAUACCCAGGGCCAGGCAUAGGAUACUGGUUCUGUGCCAUCGGAGGCAUCCCCCGUUGCGCAUACCCAGUUGGGUGCAUGGGAGCAGGCUGAUGAUAUUGGCCGUAAAAGGCCGCAGGCGGAGUAAUAGCAUGCGGCUGAGCAGCGACAGGCAGCUGGUGCCAGGCUCUCGCCUCUUCCGCGCUCACUGGGUAGUGCUCCGGAGGGGCGGUCCGGGGUCUCGCAGGCCCGGAGUGGCUUCGGCGCGGGAGUGGAUGCGCCAUCGGUGGCGGAAUGUCGAUGCGGAGGGGAGGAUCGCGUCUGCGGGAUUUAUCACGCGACUUGGCGCUCCGUUCGGUCUCCUGCGAGUCGGUGCGCUUCCGGCUGCGUUCCUCCUCCCGCGACGCCCCGCGCCGCCCCCUCCGCUCUUCGUCAUCGCGCGAUCUAGUUCUGUGGUGGUGGUAGUGUUCUUCUCGUUCCGCAUCCCGUUCGUGCGACUUGUGGCGGGCGCGAUAGACGCCUUCCCCGCCGUCCCCACCACCGUCGUGGGAGUGUGUCCGGCGGUGGCGUCUCGCCCCCGGCUCGUCCGCGUCUUCCACCUCGCGGAGCACGCUCGGCGAUGGCGUGGGCGCGGCUUCGGGAUUGACGAGGUAUCGGCGCCGCCUGGGUACGCUCGAGGCCCAGUCCCCGAUCUCGGCCUGCUUCUGAGUAUACGCGGUGUACGCUUCCUCGCUAAAGUCAUAUUCUGUCAUCGAAUCCGAAGAUGCCGCAGGCCAGCGAGAAGCUCGGUGGGAAGUCACAGAAUCACGGGCCUGCCAGUGAGGAUUAGGGGGAAUAGUCUAUGCCGUGAAGUAUCAGCUCGGUUGAUGCAGGCUGCGGGGAAGAUAACAACGAGUUGGGUGGGCACAGGGUAGAAAGGACGUCGACAUAACUGUGGGCGCCACGAAAAAGGUUCAUGGUCACCACGUGUUUGUCCAAAUAUAUCCGCGGGACUGUUGCUGUGAUGAUAGGGGCUUACAGCCUGGUGGGCGGCGCUGCUCACUCAAGGUAGAACCAACAUCCAUUCAGAAACUUUACUGCUAGCAGAGAAUCUUGGGUCCUUCGACUCGCGCCUACAAAGAAACAAAUGAUGGCCCAGCCAUACAAAUGGCCAACCAUCUCUGGGUCUUCUGAAUGGGGCUGAAGGGAUUGUUCUUUUUUCUCCGUUUGUCUAGGACUGAUGGGCGUAAUAUUCAUAGGAUUGACAUCCAAGUUCAGACCCUUAGAUGAGCACAAAGAGCAGGCAUAGUUCACACUAUAUGAAUAAUCGGGGUAGUCGAAUUGAAUUCAUGAUUUACUACAUGCGUACAUAAAUUCCCCCUCAGCCGCAAGAACAGCUUCACA
Messenger RNA from Mycena citricolor, 3025 nucleotides. Lineage: Eukaryota; Fungi; Basidiomycota; Agaricomycetes; Agaricales; Mycenaceae. The record is from the annotation of a GenBank genome assembly.